Trichoderma virens Gv29-8 is the source of this 1554-nucleotide messenger RNA. RefSeq lists its product as uncharacterized. The transcript has 4 exons. Bases 1 to 1554 code for a protein of 517 amino acids. The record is from RefSeq and is a predicted model, not a curated record. NCBI's taxonomy places the organism in Eukaryota, Fungi, Ascomycota, Sordariomycetes, Hypocreales, Hypocreaceae.
AUGGAUGACGAAGCGCGUAUGAGCUGGCUCAGUGGCCGGCCGCAACGAGUUCUCAACUUGCGCCCGCCUCCAGGAUUCUCAGGAAAUAUGGAGUAUUACGCGCAAUGGAGUGUCAUGGACGACCAGAUUAUGUUGGCUUUACCAGCAAAGGAGCACGCCACAUGUCCAUCUCUUAUAUAUCUGGCCGACAUCAACGCCAGUUUGAGUAGAGACGACAAUGUUGUCGAGCUUAAGCAAGUCACGGAGUUGCCAUUCCUUGCUUCGAGAGUGAGACUGUUGAGCAACCGAGCGGGGUUUAUCACAGCAGAGUUCAGAGAAAGCGAAAAUAAAUUAAUCCUGCGCACUCAUGAUUGGGUUGGCAGCAUCAACAAAGAAGAAAUAAUAUCUGCAGAUGGCAUCGAUGGAGAGAUUGCCGUUCAUGGUUCAUCUGUUGCUCUCUGUGUACGCGAUGGUCCAGAAAGCCCUUUUGGGAACUGCCUUGGCAAAUCAAAUGAGAUUGCAAUCUGGGAUAUCGAAUCCGGAAAUGCUACAAAGAUAAAGAUACCUCAAGAUGAGCGUGGGCCUCAGUGUCAUCGUGGUAAUCUUCAAUUUGCGACACCUUCGCAUAUUGCUCUUGGUGGUCACAUUUGUCCAUCCCAUGACAAGCCAUAUGCUGUCCUAAGGUCAAUCCCAAUUACACCUUCAGAGCGGAAUAAGGGUCGAUAUUUUCAUCAGCAUGAGAACUUCGAAUAUGGACAUAAUCAUGACGCAAUAGCAAUUCCAGGAAGUUCUGCCCACAAUGAUGUUGUUGUUCAUCACCACCAGCGCGGUAAUCGUUUCACAGCUGCAGACGUGGGCUUACUCACUGGCGAAAUCCCAGUAACUUACAAUAAUGUGCAGUCCGAGGCGCAACCCACGCCCUGGUAUUUCACCGACCGAGAUCUUUUCAAGGAUUUCUUUCAUGUGUUUUCUGACAAGGUCAACGCACGAACGCUGACAGGCUCGAUAUUUGAUCGACUCCCAAGCCUAGUCGGGAACAGAUUGCUUGUGAGGGAAGAUAUCGAGGAAUAUGAACACGAUGAAGACAAUUACCAUGGAUAUAAAGCUUCUCACUCUUCAUUUGGAACGUUCCAAGUGCUCUAUCUCUAUGAUUUUGACCAAGGUCGGUGUAAAGCCUUGCGUCAACUUUCACCUCAAUCCGAACGCCAGGAUCUCGAGACACGUCUAAAAGAGCGAAACCCAGACGCUAACGUCACUGUCACGUCUCGUAUGUUUUACACCUCCAUUGAAGAAGAAGAUGACAGGGAAAAGGAUACAUCCCCAGAGUGGGAAGCGCACAUAAGAGAACGAUGGGAGAUCCGAUGGGCACGUGAAAAGGGAGAGGCAAAGUUUCCAACACUCGAGUUUGAUGAUCCACCAGAAGGCCGUGAUGAUCCUCGCAUGUUAUUCACACGCAGCAUGAUUUGUCUUCCGAAAAUAAGGGAUGGCGAAGCGCUUGCUAUGACGACGUCGGCGAUAAUAGAACUCCCUGCGCCCAAUGCGGACGGAUAUGUGCAUUAUUUUGGCACGGAGUAA